Moneuplotes crassus is the source of this 2137-nucleotide messenger RNA. The record is from the annotation of a GenBank genome assembly. NCBI's taxonomy places the organism in Eukaryota, Ciliophora, Spirotrichea, Euplotida, Euplotidae.
AUGAAAAGAGUGAAAAGCAUCAAGAGCAAUAAUAACCGGAGUUCCUCCAAUCUGAUAUCUAACAGGACGAGACAAUACCAAAAAUAUGUAAAUGAUCAAGCAAGAAGGAGGAAUAAUGCUGUUGAUGAUUACCAAAGACCAACAAAGUCAUUCGGAUCUGGAGUCUCUAGUAGAGUAAAAUCAAGAGUGAAUCAUGGGAAUGAAUCUACGAACCGCAUCUCGAAAGCUCUAGCGCCUAUCUUGAACAACCCAAGCCAGUAUUCUUCACGGAGAGGAAAUCAAAGAAGUGAGACAGGGAAAAUUAGAGGUGUUAAGAAACAAAAAUAUGCUAAUAGGAACAGAGAUAUUUAUGAAGAAUCUUCUAUAGAUGAAAAUUACUCUGGCCCCAAAAAGGUAACAAGGUUUGACAGAAAUGAUAUUUCUUCAAUGUCAGUCGAUGAUAUCAUUAAUUCUGCCGCAAUGAGAAGGGAGCUGCAGAGAAGGAAUACAAACCAAACUACUGUAAGAAAUGAUAGUCCUCCAACUAAUGAUCUUGGAAACUAUGAAAAUGGCUACAGUCCUCAAAUCUAUUUCAGAGAUGAUAGUACGAUUCAAGAUUACGAAGCUGAGCCUGAGCCACAGACUGCUCCUACUCCACAGGCACCAAGUAACGAAAUCAUUGAACAAAAAGUAGAAGAAGUUCUAAAAAGGUUUAUGGAAACAUCAAAAAUAGGCUCGAUGCAAGGAAGUAGAGAGAGCUCUUUAGGUAGAAGUAUGACUGCUCCAGAAUAUUGGAACAUGAAUCAACAAUAUCCUGUCCAAUCUCAAUUUCAUAAUUCUUUCGGAUCGGUACAGCCAAUGUUCCAUACUACUCAAGAUACAAGCCAUCAAAAUAAUUUUACUCAGCUAAAAUAAACAAGUAGAUGAUCUCCAGGUUUCUUUGACAGAGAAGGAUGCUGAAAUAGUUUGGCUCAACAUGAAACUCCAAGACGAGAAAAGAUCAGCCUCCCGAGCAACUCUCAACAGAGACUAUUCUCGUGGAACUCUUCAUAGAGAUCCAUCGCGAAGUUCAGUCUUAGGAAUUGACUCAAAGAUACAAGAAAAUCAGAUUGAGAAUCUGUCAAGAGAUAAAGACAAACUGGAGAAAAGGGUAAAAGAGCUCGAACUUGAGAAAAUAAAGAUUGAAAAAUCCAAAGAUGAAAUAGAAAGAGAAAGGGACCAGCUCAAAAUACAGGUUAGUUAUCUCCAGAAUGGAAGCUCAGGACCAAGUGCCAAUGUCAAGUUAGACGUCAUGCUCGAGAAUAAAGUCACAAAACAAAAACUUCUUGAGGUUAAAGAAGACUACGGGAAACUUCUUAAUGAGAACCUCCAGUAUAAAGAGAGAUGGGAGAAAGAAAGUGAGGUCAGGGAAGAAUUCAAAAAAUCUGUAGAAAAACACCAGAAUGAUGUCAAGAAAGCACUAAAAAUACAUAAAGCAAAUGAAGUUUUGGCCAAGCAAAAUCUCAAACUCAAGAAUGACAUGAAAGAGCUCAGAGAGCAGAUGGAGUCCCCAGAAUAUCAACAGUUCCUCAAAGGUGCUCAUUCGGUCUCUUUUGCCGAUGAAGGAGAAGGACAGCCUGAAUUCAAAUGAGCUAAUUAUAUUUGAGUUAAGAACCUAACUGAGAAGCAAGAACUUCAAGACCAGGUUCAAACACUCAAAGAAGAAAUAGAUUCUCUAAAUGUUCAGCUUGAGAGGACUAAAACAGAAGGAAGAACUGAUGAGGAAAUUGAUCUGAUAGAAAAGCUCCAGAAAGAGCUAGAUGAGGCUAAUAGUAAUGUUAUUGAAAUGGGCAAUGAGCUUAAUGAUAAAGAAAACACAAUUGAAACACUCAACCUUGAGGUUAAUCGUCUCAAGGAAAGAGAAGAGAAACUCAAGAAUGAUGUUGAUAAGAAUAGAAAGUUAUUGACAUCAGAAAAGGAGAAGAAUACAAAAGCACAACUUAAUGAUGAAGUACAAAGACAGAUGGAAUCAUAUCUUACCCAGAUAACCUUACUUCAGACCGAAGAUGAGCAAAAGAAUGCACUAAUCCAAGAGAGAAAUCAAGAAAUCUUGACUCUAAACCAACUAAUUGAAAAAUUGGAUCCUAAAGGGAAGAAGAGGAAGAAGUUUACUAAAUAA